This is a messenger RNA of Paecilomyces variotii, 420 nucleotides long. RefSeq lists its product as hypothetical. The transcript has 2 exons. Lineage: Eukaryota; Fungi; Ascomycota; Eurotiomycetes; Eurotiales; Thermoascaceae. The record is from RefSeq and is a predicted model, not a curated record. Bases 1 to 420 code for a protein of 139 amino acids.
AUGGGUGGGCUGUCUAAGCGAAAAAUUGACCAUGAAAGCCGCGAGAUGGGAGCAAAAUGUGCUUAUGAUAAGUGCUUAAUGCACCAGAUUGGCAUCCCACGGGACGCCAAAUUCGUCACUCUAUAUAAAAUGGAUUGGGGCUUAUGCUCUACGGAUAAUAUCAACCUUAAUCGCAAGCUGUGCUUGCUAGCGGAAGCUGUUUUCGCUAGUAUACUUGGUGCAUAUAUGGGAAUAGUGAGUAAAGAGCUACGGAUGACAUGUCCGUACGGAGAUCCCAAAAUAGUAUUCGAUUGGGCUGGGGCAUGCACGCAUUCAUCCCUUUCAGAGUCGCAAAGACUUAUAGGUAAGAAUAAGCAACCAAAGGGCAGUACGCGUCAACGCAUACCAGGGAGUGACGAAAGAAAAACAUCAGCAAUAUGA